CUUAGCAAGAAAGACAUAAGACCAAGCGUGAACAGCUAGGUUGAGAAAAGGAGGCUUAGAAAAAAACUUUUGUACUGGUUUUUUUUUUUUUCUUUGAUCAUGUUAAGAGGAGUGACUCAAACCUUGAUUGACAAACUGAAGACACUUCAAGAGGUGCCUAUGGAAAGACUUUAGAUUGAAGGGUUUCAAGACUUUAUUUUACAGUUCAUUUCAUUUUAUGAAAUUGCUCAGUAUCAAAGCUUAAAUUCUAAGUGGAUUUUUGAAAGUGUAAGGCACUCUUUCACCAUGAGGUAUGCAUAUCUACUGAUUCUGGUUAUUGUAUUUGCUCUGAUGGAAAAAGUAUUGAUGGAAGAUCUCUGCUCCGCUGGACAAUACAAAAGCAAAUCCAAGUGUAAAGAUGAGAAUGAGUGUGAAUAUGAGGAUCCAAUUUGUGGAGACAAUGCAAAGUGCAUAAACACGGAUGGCAGCUACUACUGUAUAUGUGAAAAAGGGUUUGAGCCAGCUACCCAGUUCACACAAGACACUGGGAUUAAAUGCAAAGACAUCAAUGAAUGUAUGGGAAACAGAAUUGACUGUGGUCUUAAUGCAGCCUGUACAAAUACUGAAGGAGGUUAUGCAUGCAUAUGUGUGGAUGGCUACACUUCCACCAAUGGCAAAGAGACAUUUACUGCAGAACAAGAAGUUCAAUGUACUGACAGGAAUGAAUGUGAAGAUCCUAGUUUGUGUGGAGAAAAUGCAUUAUGUCAAAAUACCCCUGGUGGUUUCAACUGCAUAUGUGCUGCAGGCUUCAGACUGAAGUCAGGACAAACUCACUUCACUGAACAUGGACAAGAUGAGAAAUGUCAAAGUUUAUGCAUCAUUGACAAGUCGAUCUGUGGAGGAGGACUCUGCCAGAUUGGUAAAGAUGGCCAUGAAUGCAUGUGCAACUCUGGAUUCACCAACUAUGGUGACAAGAAAAUAAAAUGCACAGAGCUUAAAUGCGACACCUUUAUGAGUAAGAGUGAAACAUCCCAGGCAUCUCCAGAGCUCUCAGAAAUUGUCUCUUUGAUGAGCAACAGCUGUUUGGUACUGAGUGCAAAUGAGUCUGCCAGGAAGGAACCUUUCAGGCAACUAGACGGAGAAAGACUUUUGGAGAAACUUCUGGAUGCCCUGGAUAACCUGCUUCAUGAUGGGUUCCAAGCUGAUAACUAUUUGGUUUCAAUGAUUUUUGGUAUUGAGGAAAAUGCACUAAAACUGAUCGGACCUUUUCUAAAAAACAGCCAGACCAAGAGGUCCAGCAAAAAAACUGAGGUGGAGCUGUUGGUAAAGAGGGGCAGUUCUCCACCUGAGGGUCCCUUAAUGAUAUCUACCAACACCACACAAUUUGCAUCCCACUGGGACACAGCAACAGGCAACACUUUUCUUGGCUUUGCAAUCGCAGCUCUUCUCAGCCACAAAAGUCUGGAAAAAUCAAUUGACAGCUUUUAUGGCCAUUUAGAGGGAUCAGAAAACAAACAUUUCAAGAUGAAUUCCAAAGUAGUAACUGCCAUUGUUAGCAACAGUGAGACAGGCCAUCUGGAGAAGCCAGUAAUUCUCACAUUCUCUCACUUGAAGCCCACUCAUGAGGACCACAUCUGUGUGUUUUGGGACCCUCUACUGAAAGGUGGUGCGUGGUCCACACGUGGCUGCACUACCAUGAGCAGUAGUGAUGUUCAGACUGUCUGUUCCUGUAAUCACCUCAGCAGCUUUGCUGUACUGAUGGCACUCUAUGACAUAGGGGAUGUUUAUGAGCUGCGUCUGAUCACAUGGGUGGGAUUGUCGCUGUCUCUGGUCUGCCUUCUCAUGUGCAUCGCCACGUUUUACUUUGUGCGCUCUAUCCAGAGCACACGCAACACCAUCCACCUGCACCUUUGCAUCAGCCUCUUCAUCGCUUGCUUUGUCUUCCUUGUGGGUAUCAGCCGCACAGACAAUAAGAUAGAGUUGAUCAGACACAUUUUACAGGUGGGCUGCUCAAUCGUUGCAGGUGUGCUGCACUAUUUCUUUCUGGCUGCGUUCUGCUGGAUGUGUCUGGAGGGAGUGCAGCUCUUCCGUAUGGUGGUGCUGGUCUUCAACACAACUCUGAGACCCAUAUAUAUGAUUGCAUCUGGUUAUGGAGUUCCUGCUGUUAUUGUGGCUGUUUCAGCCGCAGUGAAUGCAAAUGGAUAUGGCACGGAGAGAUACUGUUGGCUCAACUUUGAAGAUGGCUUAAUCUGGAGCUUCUAUGGGCCAGUUUGUGUAAUAAUUAUUGUUAAUGUGUUCUUCUUCCUCAUAACUAUUUGGAAGCUGGCAGAGAAAUUUUCCUCCCUCAACCCAGACUUACACAAUCUACAAAAAAUCAAGUCAUUUACAGUCACUGCGAUCGCUCAAAUGUGUGUCCUGGGCAUCAUGUGGAUAUUUGGCUGCUUUCAGUUUAAUAAAGGCACGCUGGCCAUGUCAUACAUCUUCACUAUACUAAUCAGCCUGCAGGGGGUGCUGAUGUUCAUCAUGCAUUGCUGGCUCUCAAAACAAGUAAGAGAGGAGUAUGCCAAAUUCCUGUCAUGUAUCUGUGCACCACAGAAGAGGAAAUACUCAGAGUUCAGCUCGAACCAAACAAGCAAAUCCCAGGCAUCCAAGAGCGUUCAGCACACAGCCGGAUCCCACAUUUAGGAGGCAAUGUCGACAGGCCACUCUCUUUUUUAACAGUUUUGCAAGUUUGUGUGCAUCAUUGUAUAUCUCUAUAUCUGCUUUCUAUAGAAACGGUUAUAUACUGUAUACCAUAUUAGUAACACUUUACAUUAUAAUCCAUUAAUAAAAGGAACAUUAAAGUAAUAAUUCAUUUACAAAUGCAUUCUAAAUCAUCGAUGUGGUUAUAACAACAUGCCUAAAAAGAGUGACUUUAAUGGAGGACCUGCCAAACAGUUAGCCCUUUUACCUCACGUGCCACAAAUGCAUAAUAACACUUGUUUAACAUUAGUAACUUAUGAAAAUGUACCUUGCUUGCUUCCUUGGUCAUAAGGCUUUUUAAUAUAAUGUAUGCUGUGAAUGAGCAUGAAUACCUGAAAAGUGUUUUUUUGUAGAGGAUUUUACUGUAGGUAAUUAGGACUAGUUAAAAGCACUUCUUUAUUUUCUUCUUUUUUUACAUCAAUGUGUAAAAAGAAGUGACAACACAAGUGAGUCAGUACAUUACAGUAAUUAAUAUAAACACAAAUCGGACAAGAUCAAAAUUACAUAAUCCCUCUUUUUAAUCUCACACGUCUAUAUUUAUUACAUUGUGACAUAGUAUAUCAUGUUUAGGGCAUUUUUAUGUUUUCAAUAAACAUAAGUAUGAUUAAAUGUUUUUUAUUAAACGUUAAUAACAUAUAAAUUAUAAUGCUAAUUAUUUGGCAAGUAUUGGAAAGUUGCCCUUUUCAUGUCAGUUGCUAUAACUGCAUAUAAAUGAUUUAUAAUGCAUAUGUUAAUGACAUAUUAGUUAUUAACAAACCCCUUUUAUAAACCCUUAACAAGGGAACAUUAAUGUAUAGUGUUAUCAGUGUAUUUAUAUUUCAUAAAAAGAAGUUUAUUCGUUUUGAAAUGUGUAGGUUGUAAUUAUUAUUAUUAUUAUUAUUAUACUGGAGGGAAACUUGCAGAUGCCACUUGCUUUAACAUUUUGGCUUAAAUGUCCAAAUAUUUUUUUCUCUUCUGCAGCUAUCUGUAAGAUAAUGUUGCAAAACAUGUUUGUUGGGAGUUUGACUGAAAGGAAAUGAAGUGUGCGCAUUAAUAUAUUGAGGACGUUACAUGUGUAGAUGAUAUGUCAUAGGAAACAAACAUUUUAUUUUGAUUGUUUUUAGAGCAGCUGUAAGGUAAGACAACUUGAGGUCAGUUUAUUGUUUUAAAAAAUAUUUUAAUAUGAAAACAUGUAACAGUGAUUUGGGAAUAUUUUUAUUUAUUUACUGUUCAAAUUAUAUUACCUAAAGCAGUGUUUCUCAACUGGUGGGUCGCAGGUCUAUUCGGACUGGGUUGCGGACAGCAGGGAAAGAACAAUGCCAUGGUUCUCCCAUUGAAGAUAUUUCGGCAGCCGCACAAGUGAUAGCCUAUUAAGGACUGCCGAGGCAGAUUUAAUGAUAAUCUCGCAAUCAGCUAAAGGCUUCUUAUCUGCACUUUCACACGAGUGUAACGGAACCAGCUCACGAUCAUGAUCUAUGCUUCUCUGUGGCGCAUGCGUGCAACAACUGGGCUUCCCUUGAUAUUGCGGAGCGCAGACCUCAAAACUGAUGUGACCAAUUUCAAUUCUAGUGAGACUUUUCUAGUUUAAAGCGUUACGGAGGAAGUCAAGUUGAACCUCUCAAACAGUAAAAAGCCCUGACAUGCCAAACAGCACUGAGGAGGAAAAGAGCAACACUGUGCUAUGCGCCAAAAAAAUUAAAUAAAAUCAUUAUACAUCAUCACCUUUACAAAACUGUUUCAUGAUUUUACAUGAGUAAAAGUAACUGUUAUAUUUUGACAAAAGGUUAGUUUCAUAUGAAAUAAAGGUAGAAUCUAUUAGACGGCAUUUUAUAUCAACAGUGGCAGUUGUAGUUAAAGUUUCAAGAUGUGUUUCAACUAGUAUUAAUUUUUUUAUGAAUACUAUAAUUUGCUAUUAUUAUUAUUACUAUAAUUUAAGACUAGCUACACUGACCUAACCAUGGCAAUGAGGAGCCUUUCCUCCUGUGUAAUAUGUUCUGUUUGAAUUAUGUUUGAUAUUAGGAAACAAACGGAUAAUAAUGGGCUCAUAUAAGUAAAUAUGCUCUUCAAUUUUUAAAAGGGGGGAGAGAAAACUUCCUGUCGCUUUUGUUGUUGACGUCAACAACAAAAAUAAUGUCACUUGAUGCAUGUCCUUGUACUUGAAAACCAAACUAUGCAACAUAAAAGGAAAUGCGACCCAGGAUACAUUAAAUACAGGUUACUUUUUUACAAUGGUGGGUCACCACUUGAUUUCCAAUGUAAAAUCUGGAUCCUGAAGCAAAACCAUUUGAGAACCACUGAGUUAAAGGGUAGACGCUGGCACAUAGAAGAACCUUUUUAUUUGGGCCAUGUUUGUUUGUAUGUAAUUGUUGUCCAUGUUUUGUUUGUUUUUAAAGAAUAAUCUUCUAAAACGUUAAAGGGAUAGUUCACCCAAAAUUGAAAAUUCUGUCAUCAUUUACUCACUCUCAUGCAUUCAAGAUGUGUAUAGACUUUCUUUCUUCAGCAGAACACAAAUGAAGAUUUUUAGAAGAAUAUUUCAGCUCUGUUGGUCCAUACAAUGCAAGUGAAUGGGUGCCAAAAUGUUGAUGCUCCAAAUAGCACAUAAAAGUAAGCCAUACGACUCCAAUGUUUUAAUUCAUAUGUUCUAAAGCGAUAUGAUGUGGGUGAGAAACAGAUCAAUGUUUAAGUCCUUUUUUACUAGAAAUUCUGCUUCCUGCUCAGUCAGUCUCCACUUUAACUUUCACAUUCUUCUUCUUUUGGUUUUAGCGAUUCACAUUCUUCAUGCAUAUCACCCCCUACUGGGCAAGGAGAAGAAUUUGUAGCAUAAAAGGACUUAAAUGUUGAUCUGUUUUUCACCCACACCUAUCAUUUCACUUUUGAAGAUAUGGAUUAAAACACUGUCGUAUGGAGUCUUAUGGAUUACUUUUAUGCUGCCUUAAUGUACUUUUUGGUCAAAAUUUUGGCACCAAUUCACUUGCAUUGUAUGGACCUACAGAGCUGAAAUAUUCUUCUAAAAAUCUUCAUUUGUGUUCUGCAGAAGAAAGUCAUACACAUCUGGGAUGGCAUGAGGGUGUGUAAAUGAGAUAAUUUUUGGGUGAACUACCCUUUAAAGCUGAGCUUUAAUGUAUUUUCAUUUCCUGAAGAGUUCCUGUUGCUCAAUGGGUAGAGAAUGGCACCAACACCAAGGUCAUGGGUUUGAGUCACAUACACUGUAUACCUGUAUACAAUGGAACACAUACAAUGUAUACCUUGAAUGCACUUUUGAUAAAAGCAUCUACCAAGUGAAUAAAUGUAAAGGCAUUUCAAA
This is a messenger RNA of Myxocyprinus asiaticus (Chinese sucker), 6004 nucleotides long. Its product is annotated as adhesion G protein-coupled receptor E5-like. Gene Ontology annotation, molecular function: calcium ion binding; G protein-coupled receptor activity. Lineage: Eukaryota; Metazoa; Chordata; Actinopteri; Cypriniformes; Catostomidae. Gene Ontology annotation, cellular component: membrane. Bases 286 to 2664 code for a protein of 792 amino acids. The transcript is spliced from 20 exons. Gene Ontology annotation, biological process: cell surface receptor signaling pathway; adenylate cyclase-activating G protein-coupled receptor signaling pathway. The record is from RefSeq and is a predicted model, not a curated record.